Messenger RNA from Fusarium venenatum, 756 nucleotides. Its product is annotated as Alpha/beta hydrolase fold-1. The record is from RefSeq and is a predicted model, not a curated record. Lineage: Eukaryota; Fungi; Ascomycota; Sordariomycetes; Hypocreales; Nectriaceae.
AUGUCAAACCCCACACUUGUCAUUGUUCCCGGCUCUUUCGCCCCAACGAAGAUGUAUGAUGGCUUUGUGGAGAACCUCAAGAGUCACGACAUCAAGACAGUCGUCAUCAGCACCCCUUCCGUGGGUAGAAAAGAGGGUCGCUCACCUGCGACUAUGAGCGACGAUGCUCAAGAGAUCAGCAACGUUGUUUCCAAGCUGCUUGAUGAGGGGGAGCAGGUCGUGCUGAUGACGCACUCAUACGGCGGUAUCCCUGGAACUGAGAGUCUGAAAACCAUCUCGAGAAGGGCUCGCGAAGCAGAGGGCAAGAAAGGAGGAGUCGAAAAGAUUGUCUAUCUGACCUCGGUGGUUUUACAGCCCGGUACAAGCAAUUUUGAGGCGUUCGGUGGGACCCUUCCUGAUUCUCUAACUGUGGAGGAUGACUACAUGAGCCUCGACGUCGAAGCCAAUUCUUCCUUAACCUUUUCAGAUCUCCCUGCUGAGCAGGCGCUAGAACUAGCCAAGCAGAUGGAGGAUCACUCGACUCCAAGCUUCAAAGAAAAGUUGACAUAUCCUGGUUAUAACGACGUGGAGGUACACUACGUUGUCUGCGAACAAGAUAAAGUUAUCCCGCCUCAGUUCCAACGCCUUAUGAUUGAAGGUGUCAAGGCGUCGACUGGACGCGACGUCACAGUCUACACUCUGGAGAGUGGUCAUGUGCCUGUCACCAGUCAACCUGAGAACACGUCAAAGAUUAUUGAGAAGGUCAUCAAGGCUUAG